Molecule: messenger RNA, 1635 nt
Organism: Paraglomus occultum
Lineage: Eukaryota; Fungi; Glomeromycota; Glomeromycetes; Paraglomerales; Paraglomeraceae
Source: the annotation of a GenBank genome assembly
AUGACUUUAAUUGUAGCAGCCGCUGUGCUGUUUUUAAUUACAACUUUUGUCUCGGCACAAGGUUCAUGGAAGGUAGUCGGAAACACAGGCGUCACCGCGAUGCACGCCGUUUUAAUAGCUCCCAAUCGAGUAUUGAUCAUUGAUAAAGCUGAAUCAAGUCCAAAUGCAACCUUGCCAGACGGUUCAACAGGAUGGUCAUGCGAAUAUCAUCUAGACACCAACACGUUUCGUGUUUUGCGAUUGACGACCAACACCUUUUGUUCAGCGGGAGCUUUUCUCGGGAACGGCACGUUCAUGAGCAACGGGGGCAGCGAUGCAGUUUUACAGAACGGCAUAAAUGCUCAAACCGGGUUUACCGGAAUCAGGCUUUUUCAACCUUGUCAGGAUGAUACUUGUACAUGGACAGAGUUACCGCAACCAUUAAGUAGCUUCAGGUGGUACAACGCUAUGCUUACUCUUCCAGACGGAAGAACCCUUGAUAUUGGAGGAUCAAAGGUACCAACAGGAGCAAAUAGUGCAGCAAAGAAUAAUCCAACAUACGAGAUCUAUUCUAAUAGCGGAACGAGUAGUGCAUUCCCGAUUCAGUUCUUGGUUGACACGCUUCCAUACAACCUCUACCCUUGUGUGACUGUCAUCCCUGACGGUUACUAUCAAGGCUAUCUCUUCAUCUUUGCAAACACAAAGUCAGUCGUAUAUGAUAUCAAUCAAAACCAAGUCAUCAAAGCUCUUCCCGAUAUUCCCGGGGUUCCGCGGUCUUAUCCUCUAACCGGAUCCUGCGCUUUGCUUCCAUUGACUUAUGAAAACAACUACAAUCCCGAAAUGAUCAUCUGUGGAGGACAAGCCGUGCAGUCGUCUACCAGUCCGGCAGAUAAUACGUGCGGAAGAUUAAAUCUGGGUGAACAGGAACCGGCUUGGGACAUGGACGAUUUUGGUGGUCAAGGAAGAAUAAUGGGUGAUUCGGUUGCGUUACCGGAUGGAACGAUGGUAUUUGUUAAUGGAGCCGCCACUGGAAUAGCAGGAUAUUUCGAGGGAGCUCGCUAUCUUCAAUCCGAUCCAGUACUAUUUCCAGUAGCCUAUAAUAUGAACGCGCCUAAAGGUCAACGCUGGACGCGUUACGCAGCAACUGACAUUCCAAGAAUGUAUCAUUCAGUGGCAAUGUUGAUUCCUGAUGGGACGAUCUGGGUUGCUGGAAGUAAUCCUAAUCCCGAACCUCGUCCUGCAAACGUUCAAUUUAUUACAGAAUACCGUGCAGAAGUGUUCACGCCACCGUAUAUAGAUCCGUCAAAGCCACGAAUGACCAUUACCUCUUUCAACAGUUCAACUAUUAACACUGCGCCCAUAAACGUUAAAUACGGUGCCGGAUAUCAGGUUACGUUUACUGUUGCCGGUGGUGCUCAACCUGGUGCUGUUACCGCAACGUUGAUCCACACUGGGUUCAAGACUCACUCGCAAGCAAUGUCGAUGAGAUGUGUCAAAUUAUUUGUGGAUAAAGUGACUGCUAACACUGACGGAAGCUACACAACAAACGUAUGGAUGCCACCGAACGCGUUUGUGGUUCCUCCCGGACCGCAGUACGUGUUCCUUUUGAGCGAUGGUCAGCCGGCGACGUCAGCGGUUCAUGUAUUGAUUGGGUAA